UCCAGAGGAGACCCGGAGGGAGGUUGUUGAACCUCCAGCCCCUCUGCCAGCUCUUUCAGCCCCCGUCACAGCUGCCCCCGUCAUACCACAUAGCAAAUCUAGCCAUUCGAAGCACCUGGCCAAAGCCUCCCACACCUCAUGGGGCCACGUAAGCCUAAAGGGCAGGGCCUCUCGAAGCAGUAGCCGAAUUCAGCCGUCGUACACGUCCAUGGGCCAAAGCUGGGAUCUAGAUCGCCACGUGAAAACUAGGAGGGGUGAGACUACCUGCCCAUGGGUCCCUAGGCCUGAGAAACCCCAGCCUGGAGCCUAGCUUCCACUUAGGAGUACCUGGGUCUGGACCCUGCUCUCUGUAGCCCUGCUGGACCAUCAUCUCAGGCAUAGCCAAGGGAAUAUUAGAAGCCUGUCGAGCGCAUGGCCGUUCCUGGCCUCAAGACAGAAAACCUUCAUUGCCCAGGCCUUCAGCUCACUGCCUUCUGUGCCCGAGACCUCAGGCAGCAGUCGGCACAGCCUCAGCCAAAGCAUUUCCCCGAGUGUCUGCGUGGUUACUCUUCUCCUUUUUUUUUUUUUUUUGGUCAUACUCCCCCCUCAUACAGUUUAGAGACCCCCAGAGCAGAGGGUCGUCCCCAUUACUGCUUCCAUCUUCCUCUGUACAGUGAAGGGGGUGGCCUCUUCCAGAUUGAAAUAGGUGAGUCUGAGAGUGGGAGAGAAGCUGGUGCCCUCCUGGGAUGGAAUGCCUUCUUGCUGUGAAUUAUCCUGCCUCACUGAUAGUGACCGUACUAGGGCCCCUGCACGCUUUGUUACUAAAAAUCUCAGAGCCCCCAUUGGAGAUCCCACUCCCUGGCACCAUCACUGCCCAGAGCCUGACCUCUCUCCUGCCCUUGCAGCCAGGGUCCAGCGUGUCCGUAAGAAGCAGAUGGCGGCUGAUGAGCUUUUACAGAAGUGCUGUGGUAAGAUCUUUGAAGGCUUGCGCCAUAUCCAGUCCAUGCUGGCCGUCAUGGUCGAGAGCCUCGUCUUCGAAAUCUUCAUCUUCACCGUGGUCUGUUUUAACACCAUGGUUCUGGUGGUGCAGACUUUUGCUGAGGUAGAGAUCUGGGGAGAAUGGUACUUCGCGGCUUUGGACUCCGUCUUCCUCUCCAUCUACUUCAUGGAAUCCGUGCUAAAGAUCCUGAUCAUGGGACUUGGUUACUUUGAUUCUUGGAACAGCCUAGACUUCUUUAUCCUGGUCAUGGCUGCGAUGGACUUCAUGCUCAAACAGUUCUACUUCUCCAGCGCCAAUAGAAUGGCCCACAGCAAAACUGUCUUCCGAAUCCUGAAGAUCUUCAAAAGCCUUCGAGCCCUGAGGGUCAUAAUGGUGCUUCGGAGGCUCAGCUUCCUCAACAGCCUCCAGGAGGUGACGGGGACUCUGGCCAGGUCGCUGCCAUCCAUCGGGGCCAUCCUUGUCCUGAUGUUCACCUGCCUCUUCUUCUUCUCCGUGAUACUUCGAGCCCUGUUCAACUAUUCGGACCCCAAGCGCUUCCAGAACAUCUUUACCACCAUCUUCACUCUUUUUACCUUGCUCACCCUGGAUGACUGGUCCCUCAUCUAUUUGGACAGCCGGGCAAAAGGUGCCUGGUAUAUCAUCCCCAUCCUCAUGAUCUACAUCAUUAUACAAUACUUCAUUUUCCUCAACCUAGUGAUCGCGGUGCUGGUGGAUAAUUUCCAGACGGCCCUACUCAAGGACCUGGAAAAAGAGAAGCAAAAGAAAGUAGCCCGGAUGCAUGAGAAGCUUCUGGACGAGUCUCUGACAAACCUGGACACAGAAACAGAAGAGACCAUGAGUGAUACCUCUUUACAAGCGCACAUAAUUGAGAAAAAAUACGGGGACCUGACUUCCACACAGCAGGACAAAAUGUUCCACUAUCUCCAGCUGAUGGCGGCCGUGGAGCAUCACCAGCAAGUGUUCCGCUCACAGGCGGCUGUCAUCGAUGAGAUCAUUGACACUGUGUUUGAGGCCGGAGAAGAAGAUUUCAAGAAGUGA
Vombatus ursinus (common wombat) is the source of this 2017-nucleotide messenger RNA. It is a transcript of the gene CATSPER1, whose product is annotated as cation channel sperm associated 1. Gene Ontology annotation, molecular function: voltage-gated calcium channel activity; calcium-activated cation channel activity. Lineage: Eukaryota; Metazoa; Chordata; Mammalia; Diprotodontia; Vombatidae. Gene Ontology annotation, cellular component: membrane; CatSper complex. The coding region runs from base 731 to 2017 and encodes 428 amino acids. The transcript has 11 exons. Gene Ontology annotation, biological process: spermatogenesis; flagellated sperm motility; calcium ion transport. The record is from RefSeq and is a predicted model, not a curated record.